Messenger RNA from Mangifera indica (mango), 1377 nucleotides. RefSeq names its product myb-related protein 308. The record is from RefSeq and is a predicted model, not a curated record. Lineage: Eukaryota; Viridiplantae; Streptophyta; Magnoliopsida; Sapindales; Anacardiaceae. Bases 285 to 1097 code for a protein of 270 amino acids. The transcript is spliced from 2 exons.
GCCAAUCCCUCAACCCUUUCUCACCAACUCACUUCUAGAAGCAAUUACCUUCACUACUCUCUCUCUCUUUUUCCAUUAGUCAACAGCUUAUAUAACUACUUCCUUGAGACCUCUUAAGGGCCGGCCUUAAUGCUUCAGCAACAUAGAAAACAAGAAGAAGAAGCUCUAGCCCUCUUCAUUAUUUUCUGAUUCUGCUUCUAAAAUUAAAAAUUUAUAUUUCUGCUACUGUUACUAGUUGCUGUUAUUACUACUACUUGUGUUGGUUGUUUUUAUUAUUGGUGUCAAUGGGAAGGUCUCCUUGCUGUGAAAAGGCUCACACAAACAAAGGUGCAUGGACCAAGGAAGAAGAUGAUCGCCUUAUUGCUUAUAUUAGAGCUCAUGGUGAAGGCUGCUGGCGCUCACUUCCUAAAGCUGCUGGCCUUCUUCGAUGUGGGAAAAGUUGCAGACUUCGUUGGAUCAACUACUUGAGGCCUGACCUUAAACGUGGGAAUUUUACUGAAGAAGAAGAUGAACUUAUUAUUAAACUCCAUAGCCUUCUUGGUAACAAAUGGUCUCUUAUAGCUGGGAGAUUACCAGGAAGAACAGAUAAUGAGAUAAAAAACUACUGGAAUACACAUAUAAGGAGGAAGCUUUUGAACAGGGGAAUUGAUCCUGCAACUCACCGGCCACUCAAUGAACCACCUCAAGAUGUCACAACAACAGCAACAGCAACAACAAUAUCUUUCUCUGCACCCAAAGAAGAGAUUAUUAUUAACAGCAAUAGUGCUAAAGAGAAAAAAAAUUCCAGUGGGGGAUUUGUUUGCAAAGAGGAGAGUAAACAUCAUCAUCAGGUUCAAGAAAGGUGUCCAGACUUGAAUCUUGAGCUGAGAAUCAGCCCUCCAUCAUCACAACAAAACCAAACUGAGCCAUUGACAAAUGGAGUGAGAAGUAGCAGUCUUUGUUUCACUUGCAGUUCUGGGUUAAAAAAUAGUAAAGAUUGCAGCUGCAUGACUAGUGUUGGAAUUGGAAUUGGAAGCAGCAGCACCAGCAACACAUGCUAUGAUUUCUUAGGACUGAAAGGUGGAGUUUUGGAUUACAGAAGCUUGGAGAUGAAAUAAACAACUACACAAUUGAGUUUGAAAUUGAAUCAUGUAGCUGAUGUGAUGAUGAUGAUCACCAGAAUGGAGAGAACUGAAUAUGAGAUUAAUAUGAAUUAGUUUCAAAUCUCUCCACUUUUUCUCUUUUCCUUUCUUUUGAUUUCUCUCUAAUUUGUAUGUUUAUUAUUAAUCAGUGAUUAGUGGUAUAGUGCUAGUACAGAUGAUCAAUCUUAUUGGUGAACAUUUUGCAUUGGUUGGAGUAUAUUUAGUAUAUAUAAACUGUUUCUUUUUUUCUCUUUUA